AUGAGACUUUCAGCAUACAUCGUCGCCAUCGCCGGUGCCGCCCUGCUCGGGCAAACAAUCGCCGCGCCUGUCGAGACCCGGGGGGAUGUCGCACAGCAUGUUGAAGCAACACGGUUAGAGAAGCGCGAGGACAUGACUGAUGAGCAGAGGGAGGCUUUGAAAUACUUCCACGAGCCUGGGGGUGGCAAUCAACUAGGGCAUUACGACCGCCGCUACUUUAAGGGGAUCGUGUCCGACGAAGAACGCACUGAGACGCAGUUGCACAUGGUACGCGCGUACCUGGAGUGGUUCCGUGAGAAGGGCCUCGAUACGUGGAUAGCACACGGGACGCUGCUCGGCUGGUGGUGGAACGGAAAGCGCCUACCCUGGGACUGGGACAUGGACACCCAGGUGUCAGACUCCACCCUCACCUAUCUCGGUGAACACUACAACCAGACGACGCAUAAGUACCGAUCCGAGGACGGCAAGACCGAGCGCGAGUAUCUCAUGGACGUCAAUCCCAUGAUCGUGGAGCGAGUGCGAGGCGAUGGCAUGAACAUAAUUGAUGCAAGGUGGAUAGACACUAGCAAUGGCUUGUUUAUCGACAUCACUGGACUUAGCGAGACCCACCCGGACAGUGCCCCGGGCUGGUGGAGCUGCAAGAACUACCACAAGUACCAGACUUCGGACCUCUACCCGAUGCGCGAGACUAUGUUCGAGGGCGUCGUAGCAAAGGUGCCGUAUGCGUACGACAAGAUCCUUAAGGACGAGUACCAGGAGAAGGCGCUCAUUGUCACUGAGUUUGAAGGUCACAAGUGGGACACCCAACAACUGCUGUGGAUCAAGACGCCAGAGCAAGCCGAAAAGGAUAGGCAAGAGGAAGCUCAGCGAGCAGAAGAACGCAAGAAGCAGGAGGAGGAAGAGAAGAACAGAAAAGAAAUUGAGGAGAAGCAGGUGUAG
Paraphaeosphaeria sporulosa is the source of this 939-nucleotide messenger RNA. RefSeq lists its product as uncharacterized. Bases 1 to 939 code for a protein of 312 amino acids. The transcript has 4 exons. The record is from RefSeq and is a predicted model, not a curated record. Lineage: Eukaryota; Fungi; Ascomycota; Dothideomycetes; Pleosporales; Didymosphaeriaceae.